ACUUUGUUUGCAUUAUAUCAUCAUUAUUGCGAGCUUAAACAAAUACUAUGCUACUCUAAACCGUAGCAAAAUUUAAAGGUUAUUACCAACUCGAGCGUACACAUUUUAAGAUAUGAUAUAAUUCGGUCGGGAUUAAACGUCUUCUAAAACAGACAGGCAAUAAUUUUAUAGCACUUACGUUAUGGAUUGUAAAAUAGAAACCAGAAUGAAAUAAAAAAGAAAUGUCCAAAGUUUUGGAAAGCGGUUUUGUAGAACAAGUGGUGGAAUAGUUUAAUUGUUUGCUGUUUUUUUGUUGUUUUUUUUAUAAAAGAAAUAAUGCACUUUGUGAUUCAGAUGUAAUGGAUGUAUUUGGUGGAUUAGAUGCAAUGGUUGAAUGUAUUGUUGUAGAUACCGAUUUUAAAUUUGAAGAGAUUGACUACGUGUUAAAAAAAUAAUGAUUUAACCUAAUCGCAUUUUCAAACAACCAAUUGUUACUCCAACUGUUGUAAAUACCACAGUUAUUAAAUGAUAAUAUUAGGUUUAGCUAAAACAUUAUGAAAUGUCCAAAUUUAUAAAUCGGAGGAAUCCUCCGAAUACAACAUUAUCCCUGCGGACAAGCAAUAUUUUAGAACAUUUACAAUAUGGGAUGUCUGAUAGAAAAAAGGUUAAAAUUACUCAACAAUUGGGCCAAUAUUUAGAGGAAUUCUUUGUAAAGACAAAAUCAAUAACAAGUGGUGGAAUGGCAGAAUCGUCUAAUAUACCUGGACAGAGUGAUUCAGAUGUAAUGGGUGUAAUACGGGGAGUUAUUGUAGUAGAUACGGAUUGUAAAGUUGAGGAAGAUUUAAUCACAAUCAAAGCGGUAAGAACGGGUUGUUUACCUGGUUAUUGCAAACUUAAAUUCACAUCGAACCAAUAUGACUUUUUUAUGGCAAACAAAGAGAAUAUACCACAGGGAUAUUACGAUAUAUUAUUAAAAAGCACACAAAAAAUGUACGUUUCAAGUACACUUUUUUGCAAACAUGGAAUACCCAGAAAUCUAAAGCCUAAUGAAAAGGGAAAAAUUGAUAUUGAAUUUAACGGACCUGCGAUUACAAAUUCCAAUGUGGACUAUGUGCAAACAUUUGAAAUGCAAACCUGGCCGGAAGAAGCCAAAAUUUGGAAAGCACGCAAGCGAUCAAAUAAUUGGCCAAGUAUCAGUCUACUGAAUAGACUUGAAAAAGAGAUACCAUGCUAUGUAGCGCCUAUUGGAAACAAAAGAUCGCCUGAAUUUGAUUUAGAAUGGAGACUUUCUUUUGUAGAACUUGAACGUGAGUUGAUAUGGAGUUUGAACGAUACACAAUUUAAAUGCUAUAUUUUCUUAAAACUAUUGAAAAAUCUAUUAAGUGAACAUCGGAUAUUAGAGAAUAUAACAUCAUAUCAUUUAAAGAAUGUACUAUUUUGGACGUGUGAAACGCUACCAGAAAGUGAAUGGUUGCAUCGAAAUCUGAUCUAUUGUGUCAAAAAAUGCCUGAAAAUGCUCGAAGUUUGUAUCAGAGAUAAUAAACUAGAGCACUAUUUUAUUCCUGAAAAUAAUUUAUUUCAAAACAUACACUUUAAACUGAAAAGUAAUGACGAUACAUUUCGUAUGCUUCACGGCAAUAUAAACAAAAUAACGACAAUGUUAGCAAUAUAUUCUAAACAAGAGUAUCUGUAUCACACGCCGACGGACAUUGUUUUCUAUUCAGCACUGUUUGAGAUAAUUUGGACAUAUUGUUCGAUGUUGUAUGAUCCUACAAUUGUAAAUUGUUGUAUCAAGAGAUUCCCAGAGGCCGAGAUGCUAGCAUCAUGUAUAAAGAUCAUACAAGCCGUUACCAAAUGGCGGAGAGACAGGCUAACAAAGGUCUUUGAUCAGGGUUUGAGGCACACAGCUACACUAGUAAAAACGACUGUUAGCAUGAUAAAUGAAGGACAAGAUAUGGACUUCUCACAAAGCACUCUAAAUAUAGCUAUAGUUUACUUUAAGCAUGAGUUAUAUGAUAAAACUAUAACUGCACUUAAAACUCUCUUUGCAGAUAAAUCGAAGAAAGUGUUCGUAUCUUGUUUAGGACAACCAAGGUUUUUGUGUUUUGCUACUGGUGAAAUGAGUGAUUUGACCUCAAAAGCAAGGAAUGUAAAUAUACAUAUACCGGAUGAGAGAAAAAAAGUUGUCUAUCAGUUUGUUACAGAGUAUAAUUUGAAUGAUAUUUUACCAUACCCUUUUGCCCUUCAAUCAUAUAUAAAUUCAAAAAGAGACACCUUUCGUUACAACCCUGUGGUGGUUGCAUAUUAUCUUCUCUGUAUGUCUUACUUAAAGCUUGGUCACUUGGAUAAGUUUAAGGACGCGUUAAUGCGAUUUAAACAUGCAGUUAAAUUUAAUGUAAAUAGGAAAGAUUUCUACUUGUCACUUAUGCUUUUAGGUAAUUGUUUAUACUGUUCAGGUGACAUAAAAGCUUCAUAUAAAUAUUUUGCUGAAUCUAUGAAAGUUAAACCGUCUGUAUUAAAUGCUGCGAUCUAUCACAUAGCAUUUAUUGUAAACAAUUUGUGCAGCGGAACUCGCUGAUAUGUUGAUUAUAAAUUUGUAAAAGAAGAACACUCCCUGAAUAUUUUUUUCUAUAAGGGUCAAACCGUCUGAAUUAAAUGUCGUUGCCUAUCUCAUGGCAUUUAUUGUGAACAAUGUUCGCAGAGAAAGUUGAUAAAACUUUGACAGCAGAAUGUUUUUUUUCAAAGUAUUGUUAAAUUAUAACCUGCGAGUUUUGCUUCAUAAUAAAUCCGUCUUGUCGUA
Ruditapes philippinarum (Manila clam) is the source of this 2779-nucleotide messenger RNA. RefSeq lists its product as uncharacterized. The transcript has a single exon. Gene Ontology annotation, molecular function: protein binding. The record is from RefSeq and is a predicted model, not a curated record. Bases 539 to 2557 code for a protein of 672 amino acids. Lineage: Eukaryota; Metazoa; Mollusca; Bivalvia; Venerida; Veneridae.